UCAAAUAACAUGAAAAUCCGGUUAUCUUAGAACCCUAACCGAGUUCUACACUUCUCUUCAUCAUCAUCAUCAUCAUCGGUGUGGUUGUUUCAGACAUCGAAUUCGAUAAACCUCGUAGGAAAGUUUGUGGUCUGCUUUGAUCUAAGAACUGUAAUCAUGGUCGGAACUCUUUUGGGGUUACCAGGGCAAUGGGCAGAAGAGGAGCUUGAGUCUUCUGAUCACUACACAACAAAAAUCGGUGGUCUUCCGGAUUGGCCGCCAAUACCCGAUGAUGCACUGAGACCAGAACUACUCAAUUGCUGUUCAUGUGGAAGCAAACUUUCUCUGGUAGCUCAGGUGUAUGCUCCGAUCUCAACUGAAAAUUUAGACAUCCAAGAGCGUACGCUCUAUAUAUUUGGUUGCUUGAUGCCUAAAUGUGGAACUUCUGAACAAAGCUGGAGAGCUUUUAGCAUUCAUAAAGCUAUCAAAGAGAAAGAAUCAAGUGAGUUAGCAGAUUUGCCUGUUGUUGCCUCACCACAAGAUUCAGCUUCUAAAACUCAUUGGUUAGAUGAUGAUGAUGAUGAAAAUUUUGAUUUUGAGAGUUUAGCUAAGGCGAUCGCAGAGGCUUCUACUACUGUUGCUUCCAAUUCGAAGAAACAGAAGAGUUCAGGGACUAAAGCAAAGCCUUCACCUUCAAAACCUGAAACAAGAGUUGCGGAUCAAAUUAAACUUGAGACUGGUCCGGUGGUUCCGUGUUUUUACAUUUAUACAAAAGAAGAUAUCCCCUCAAAAGAAGUCGAUCGUUUCUCGAUGAAUUAUUCAUCUCUGUCUAUUAAGGAUAGAGAAAACGGCAACAAUGCUGAGGGUGAAUCUGAAGAAGCAUGGGAGGAUGAGAAAUAUGAAUAUGACAAAGCUCUCAAUGCAGAUAGGACGUAUCUUAAGUUCAAAAAACGGCUAGAUGCAAACCCGGAACAAUGUUUCAGGUACUCAUAUGGCGGUAAGCCGAUAUUGGCCACUGAAGACCUGAAAUCUCCUGAUAAAUGCAGAAACUGCGACUCUCCUAGGCACUUUGAGAUGCAACUCAUGUCUCCACUACUAUUUUUUUUACAUGAAGGUGUUGUUGAUAAAGUGCUUAAGCAAUCAUUGGAUAACUUUGAUUGGAUGACACUUAUUGUCUACACUUGUUCCAAGAACUGUGCAAACGCUGUGAAUGGCGAUUGGGUUGUUGCGGAGGAGUGCAUAGCAGUACAGUAUGAGAAACAGAUGAAUCUCGAUCAUGCUAGCUUCUUCAAAUGAAAACAUUCUCCUGGCGAGUCUUUUGAUUGGUUGAGAAGAUGUUGCUGAAGUGAUUAUAGCUAAGAAUCAAAAGUCAAAUGCGCCAUGGAUACAUCUUCUUCAGCUGUUUCAGGACAGAGGUUUCCCAUAAAGAGGGAGCUGCUCAAUACAUAUUUUUUUGGUCUAUUUAUAUGCGAGACAGAUGCUAAAUCUUAUUUCCUUUUGUAAAAUGAUAGUCUGUAAUGUUAAGUUUUUAAGACAAAUGGAUUAGUUUUCGAUUUAAUUCU
Molecule: messenger RNA, 1541 nt
Organism: Camelina sativa (false flax)
Lineage: Eukaryota; Viridiplantae; Streptophyta; Magnoliopsida; Brassicales; Brassicaceae
Product: putative uS5 assembly chaperone tsr401
Cellular component (GO): cytoplasm
Source: RefSeq, a predicted model, not a curated record